UGUGCCCCCGGCCCGGCCGAAUCCAGUUCGCCCCCUUCUCCUUCAGUCGCCGCGCCGCGCACUGUUCCUGCACCAGCUUGGCCUCCUUUUAAAGCCCGCCGCGCCGUGCUCCCCCUGCUUGAGCUCUUCCUUCUUCCCUCACCCGCCACCCUUCCUCCUCACCUGCUUCUUCUUCUACCGAUCAUCAUCAGCUCACACACUACUCCCAACUCCCAAGAGAGGAAGAGGAGAGAGAGAGAGAAGAAGGUGAAGGAGGCUCUGCAGAUUUAUUUCUGGCCGCACCAAAAUUCAGUUCAGAAGCGGGCAGAACCAACGAAAAGUCAGCUCAAAGUCCAAGCUCCGAUUAUUCCAGCAGCUGGAAACGUGACAGGGUUUCUUGUGCUCCUCUUCCUUGCAGCGAUCGGGCCGGGCGUGCUGCUGCUGCGCGUUCCGUGGGAUGCCCGCGGCGGCGCCGGCGACUUGAGCCAUGACCCAGUACGUCCCUGAUUGGAGCAGCGGCAUGGGGGACGCCUUCGCGACAUUCAACGGCGGCGACGACGACGGGCUCAUGGAGCUGCUCUGGUGCAACGGCCACGUGGUCAUGCAGAGCCAGGCGCCGAGGAAGCCGGCGAGGCCCGAGAAGGUUGCGGCGCCCGCGGCGGCGGCGGCGGCGGCGCUGGACGACGAGGCGGCGGCGUGGUUCCAGUACCCGGCGGAGGACGCGCUCGAGAGGGACCUCUUCACGGAGCUCUUCGGGGAGGCGCCGGCGGCCGGCGCCGGCGGCAGCGGCAGGGCGUGCAAGGAGGAGGCGGGGUGCGCGGGCGAGGCCGCGGCCCGCCGGAGCGGGACGAUGAUGCCGCCGCAGCCGCGGAAGAAGGCGUGCCCGGGGGACAUCGGCGACGUCUCGGACGGCGCCGCGGCGCGGGCGGCCGCCGCCGGCGGCGAGCGCGCAGCGACCGCGACGGAGGCCGUCGAGUCGUCCAUGCUGACGGUCGGGCCGAGCUUCUGCGGGAGCAACCACGUGCAGGCGCCGCGCGCCCCGCCGCCGCCGGGGGCCGCGGGGAAGGCCGGCGGCAGGGCCUGCGACGCGGCGACGGUGACCUCGUCGUCGAUGCGGCCGAGGUCCUGCACCACCAGGGCCGGGCAGGCAGGCGCCGCCGCCCACCGGAGCAGCAAGCGGAGGCCGAGCGACGCCACGGAGACCGAGGACGCGGAGUUCCAGUCCGCCGACGCAACGUGCGAGCUGCCGGCGCAGAAGCUGACGACGGCCAAGCGGCGGCGCGCCGCCGAAGUCCACAACCUCUCGGAGCGGAGACGAAGGGACAGGAUCAACGAGAAGAUGAAGACCCUGCAGGAGCUCAUUCCUCACUGCAACAAAACGGACAAGGCGUCGAUGCUGGACGAGGCGAUCGAGUACCUCAAGACGCUGCAGCUCCAGCUGCAGAUGAUGUGGAUGGGCGGCGGGAUGGCGGCGGCGGCGGCGCCGGUGAUGUUCCCGGCGGGGGUGCACCAGUACAUGCAGCGGAUGGUGGCCUCUCCUCACGUGGCGUCCAUGCCCAGGAUGCCGUUCUUGGCGCCGCCGGCCGUGCAGAGCCCGCCGGGGGCCGACCCCUACGCCCACUACCUCGCCGUCGACCACCUGCAGCCGCCGCCGGCGGCGGCGGCGGCCCCCAUGCAUUACCUGCAGGGGAUGGGCUUCUACCAGCAGCAGCAGAGCCCGGCGCUGCCGCCACCACCGCCGCCCGCCGUGCCGGCCACCAGCCUGCCUGCGGCGACUGCACGGACGUCGCCUCCCGAUGGCACCCUGCACAAAAAAUACGAAAACUGUGGCAAGACUGAGAUCCAGGGUAUCACCAGCUGAUGGGGGUUCUGCAUGUGCGUGUAGUUGGUAACAGUACUGAUGCUGUAAGGUUAAGGCUUGACUGAGACCGAUAUAUGAUUAGUCCUAGAUAAAUUUGAGAUUUGUUCAAUCCCUUGACUGAUGAAGCCAUUUUUUUUACCCGUUUGGUAGGCAGUGUAGUAAUUUGAUCGGUGAUUGAGAUUUGCCAAGUCAUGCAAUUCUUUCUCGCGAUGUAUGCAAAAUGUUCAUAUGUACUGAAUGGUGUUGUGUUCCACUACUGGUUGCUGACCAUGUCACGCCUACUCUAUGAUUAUAUUGUUUACCCAAAUUGUUUCAGAGAUCGUUUGGGGAAUGCAAAGUUUGGAUUCAGACA
Molecule: messenger RNA, 2192 nt
Organism: Panicum virgatum (switchgrass)
Lineage: Eukaryota; Viridiplantae; Streptophyta; Magnoliopsida; Poales; Poaceae
Product: transcription factor PHYTOCHROME INTERACTING FACTOR-LIKE 13-like
Exons: 9
Coding region: 467-1840 (457 amino acids)
Biological process (GO): regulation of DNA-templated transcription
Molecular function (GO): DNA-binding transcription factor activity; protein dimerization activity
Source: RefSeq, a predicted model, not a curated record